GUAUGCAGUUUCCGUGCGUCUCUCGUGUGUUCGCGCUGCUACGUUCAUAAGAAGAUUGAAGCUAAAAGCACUAAAUUUACGCAAGGAAGCACCGUUCGUCGUUUGUGCUAUGUGCAAAAAUUGCGCGCUAUUCACGCGGUUUUUCGAGUGCGAGUCGUCGAAGGCGGGGGCUCGAAGGACUCCAAGGCGACGGCUGACGCCUGUGGUCGCUUCCCUCAGGACAGUGUGAAAGAAACUGAAGUACAGUGGAGGCUGCAGGGCUGCUUAGCCAAUAUGAAUGGUGGAAUCCCUGCACACGUGUUCAUCCAUGCUGCAUCAGCUGCUUGGUGCUUUCAUAGCCUCUUUGCAGAUGCGUUGGAUUGAUCUUGAGCAGGAAACGAGGAGCGGCAGCAGCCCCCUAAAAAGAGCAAGCACUCCCAAGCUCCAAAAGCUCUCUUCGACACAAACAGCAAAGUCACUGUGUGGCAUCGAAAACCAUUGCAAGGAGUGCCUUACCAGUACACUGUGCUGCUCUUUCAUCGCGGAAGACGAAGAUGACCACUCCAGGGAACUUCACCCUGUGUAUUAUGCCUAUGAAGGACACAUCAAGUUCUAUGGCAGUGACCUCUCAAAUCCACAGUGGUGCCGGAGCCUCAAGCAGCAUUUAGCCAAUCUCCUUAAGGCGUUCAUGAGAUAAACACAGCACCACACUUUCACUGUGCUAUGAUUAAUAUUUAUGUUUCAAGAUUUCGUUCGAAAAUUGCUGUUACAUUAUGUUUUGUGCCACCAUCCUGUGGCUUAGUUGGAGCUUGUAAAAUUGCGUUGCAGUCACCUCAUCUGCGUAUUAUUAACACUGCGUUGAGGCUAUUCUCAGUUGGAGCAUAUGGACAAAUAAAAAAAAUUAUUUAUUGUAA
This is a messenger RNA of Rhipicephalus microplus (southern cattle tick), 893 nucleotides long. RefSeq lists its product as uncharacterized. NCBI's taxonomy places the organism in Eukaryota, Metazoa, Arthropoda, Arachnida, Ixodida, Ixodidae. The record is from RefSeq and is a predicted model, not a curated record.